AUGGCUCGCACCCACAGAUUUGCAACCGAGACGGUUGAUGUUCCCGCACAAGAAGGUGAAAGGGUAACUGUUGCGGUGGCAGCUCCAUUAUUUAAUCCCUCAGUCCUCUUUCCCCUUCUUGCUGUCCUUGCCACUGGUGAUGCUGCCUCUGGACUUAUUGACCCCGGGUUGCCCCAAUUCCUAUCAGUUGUUGCAGUUUCAUCACUCGCUGUUGGAGCCACGUUAAAUUCCGUCGUUUUUCCACAGUUGAAGCAGCUUCCACAAGGGUCGGUUGAGGUUACUGCUAUCAAACAACGACUUCUAUCUCAGUAUGAUGUGAUUCUGUCACGCAUCAAAGACCUAAAAGAGGCUGCUGAAAAAGAGAUCUGGAUGUUAGCUCGAAUGUGCCAACUCGAGAACAAAAUUUCAGCUGUUGGAGAACCUUCUUAUCGGACUCGUAGAAGUAAAGUUAAAAGGGUGCGAGAGAGCCUGCAAAACUCCCUCAGGGGAAGGAUUGAAUUGAUUGAUAGCUAUGCCAGGGUAUGCUUCUCAGACGACGAUGAUGUGCUGCGCCAUUUGUGA
Messenger RNA from Arachis ipaensis, 561 nucleotides. RefSeq lists its product as uncharacterized. Lineage: Eukaryota; Viridiplantae; Streptophyta; Magnoliopsida; Fabales; Fabaceae. The record is from RefSeq and is a predicted model, not a curated record.